This is a messenger RNA of Phalaenopsis equestris, 575 nucleotides long. Its product is annotated as cyclin-J18-like. The transcript is spliced from 4 exons. Lineage: Eukaryota; Viridiplantae; Streptophyta; Magnoliopsida; Asparagales; Orchidaceae. The annotation marks the transcript as partial. The record is from RefSeq and is a predicted model, not a curated record.
AUGCAGGAAAAAUUAGAUAGAAUGCGAGACAAAUCGGUAUAGAGUUGAGUUAAAUUUAGGAGCAGUUUAUACGGGCGGAGUUUCAAAGAUUUUGCAAUAUCUGCCUAUUAUUAACACCAAACAUCCCCCGCCUUAGCCAAACGCCAGAGAGUUGGCAAAGAGCGCGUGAGCGCGACGGACUGACGGAGGAGAAGAUGGAGUUGCAGAACUCCGAUUCUUCCACUCUUCUGCGACGUCACCUUCUUGAGUUCCUCAUUAACUCGUCCCAGCAACUCCUUGUUCGUCCAAUCGUCAAAUACACCGCGCUUUCCUUCUUUGCCGACCGCUUCCUCCCUUCUAUCUCUCGCUCCAGGCAAGGCGAUUUGUUCGACGAGGCAAGAUGUGAUGGGAGCUGCUGGCUCUUUCGUCCCUUGGCGGAGAGCAACUUGCAGGUCUUCGCUCUAGUUUCAAUUUGGGUUUCCAGCAAAUUGCAUGAAACUCAGCCCCUUUCAGUGAAGAGUUUAAAGAGUUUGGGGGAUAUGGUCAUCAGCGAUCAAUGCUUCACCACUCGGGAUUUCGCCAUGGCAGUGCGUGUG